Molecule: messenger RNA, 2559 nt
Organism: Conger conger (European conger)
Lineage: Eukaryota; Metazoa; Chordata; Actinopteri; Anguilliformes; Congridae
Product: glycylpeptide N-tetradecanoyltransferase 1-like
Exons: 12
Coding region: 6-1511 (501 amino acids)
Biological process (GO): N-terminal peptidyl-glycine N-myristoylation
Cellular component (GO): cytoplasm
Molecular function (GO): glycylpeptide N-tetradecanoyltransferase activity
Source: RefSeq, a predicted model, not a curated record
ACUCUAUGGUACAUGCACGCUCUACGUUUUCGGCUUCCUGGUUAAAGAUGGCGGAUGAGAAUGAGACAGCACCGCAGGUGGAGCAAGAUGAAGAGGUAGACGAGGACCAUGCCCACUGCAGCGACUGUGAAAAUCAGGAGCAUCACUUCGAUGAUGGGAGCCCGGGAGAAGAAACCGGUGCCAAGAAGAAAAAGAAGAGACCGAAGAAGAAAAGAGAUAAGAGUGAAGGCACAGAUCCUUCCCAGAACUCCGUGGCCAAGGUGAACUCGCUGCCGGCUGACAAGCUGCAUGAGAUCCAGAAGGCUAUCGAGCUCUUCUCCGUGGGUCAGGGCCCUGCCAAAACCAUCGAGGAGGCCACUCGCCGUAGCUACCAGUUCUGGGACACGCAGCCCGUCCCCAAGCUUGGGGAGAUGGUGACGUCGCACGGCUGCAUAGAGCCGGACAAAGCCAACACCCGCGAGGAGCCCUACAGCCUCCCCCACGGCUUCUGCUGGGACGCUCUAGAUUUGGGCAACCCUGCCGUGCUGAAAGAGCUGUACACCCUUCUUAAUGAGAACUAUGUGGAGGACGAUGACAACAUGUUCCGCUUCGAUUACUCCCCAGACUUCCUGCUGUGGGCUCUGCGGCCCCCAGGCUGGCUGCCACAGUGGCACUGCGGGGUGCGCGUUAUCUCCAACAAGAAGCUGGUGGGCUUCAUCAGCGCCAUCCCGGCCAACAUCCGCAUCUACGACGCAGAGAAGAAGAUGGUAGAGAUAAACUUCCUGUGUGUGCAUAAGAAGCUGCGCUCCAAGCGCGUAGCUCCGGUCCUGAUCCGGGAGAUAACCCGGCGGGUCAACCGAGAGGGCAUCUUCCAGGCCGUCUACACCGCGGGGGUGGUCCUGCCCAAACCCGUCGGCACUUGCAGGUACUGGCACCGUUCUCUGAACCCGCGCAAGCUAAUCGAGGUGAAGUUUUCACAUCUCAGCAGGAACAUGACUAUGCAACGGACCAUGAAGCUGUACCGGCUGCCUGAGGCCCCCAAAACGGCCGGCCUGCGGGCGAUGACCCAGAAGGACGUGGGGGCGGUGCACCGGCUCUUGGGGGUGUACCUGCGGCAGUUCCACCUGACACCCGUGCUGAACAUGGAGGAGGUGGAGCACUGGCUGCUGCCCCGGGAAAACAUCAUCGACACCUUCCUGGUGGAGAGCCCGGAAGGCGCAGUGACGGACAUCAUCAGCUUCUACACGCUGCCCUCCACCAUCAUGAACCACCCGGUGCACCGCAGCCUGAAGGCGGCCUACUCCUUCUACAACGUGCACACCACCACGCCCCUGCUGGACCUGAUGAGCGACGCCCUCGUCAUGGCCAAAUCGAAAGGGUUCGACGUCUUCAACGCACUAGACCUGAUGGAGAACAAGACGUUCCUGGAGAAGCUCAAGUUUGGCAUUGGGGAUGGGAAUCUGCAGUAUUACCUGUACAAUUGGAAAUGUCCCAGCAUGAGUGCUGAGAAGGUUGGCCUGGUGUUACAGUGAUGUCCUCUUGCCACAGUCAGACCUGGAGGCCAUGCCGUGCACUUAGCACCUGGAUAAUGGAAUGACGGACUUUCCUCUUCAGGGAAGAGAACCCACCGCCCCUUUUAAAUUUUGACCUUUGACUUUGACCUAUGACCUGCACUGCUGCUGUUGGCAGGGGGGGGAGGCUGACCCCUCCCCUCCCAUCCCCUCGCAUGGAGCUAAAGCCAUUGUAUCGUCCAUUCUGUAUGUCAGCAAGUGAACCAAGUCACUACUGUUAUACACACCUUACUCACAGCAAUCAUGCCAUAUAACAGCAACUGAAUAUUAUUACUACUGUACCAACAAACCCAAUUACCCACACACAGACAUCAUGAAGCCAUUGUAUCGUCCAUUCUGUAUGUCAGCAAGUGAAUCAAGUCACUACUGUUAUACACACCUUACUCCCAGCAAUCAUGCCAUAUAUCAGCAACUGAAUAUUAUUACUACUGUACAACCCAACCCAGUUACCCACACACAGACACAAUGAAGCCAUUGUAUCUUAUCUUCCAUCCUGAACAUCAGCACAUGACACCAGUCACUGCUGUAUUACAUCAAGUAUUAUAUCUUCCAUUUUGUACAUCAGCAAGUGAACCCAGUUACUACUGUACUACACGUACAUACACCAUGUCGUACAUCAGCAACUGAUGGUUACCACUACCACCAAGUACUGUAUUCAAACAAACGUCCACAUGCAAGCAUGCAUACACACACCACACAUGAACACACGCAGAUUGCUCUUUUCUUGCCGUUUGGAUCGCUUUUGCUAAAACACUUACUCUCCUCUUCGGUGAACAUUUUAGAAGAAUCUAAACGAGAAAGAGAAAUGAAAUAUCCAAAGUGGACACCGUACAAGGGCUUCUGUAAAAUGUUUUUUGAUUAAUUUGAUUGUAUUUUAUUGCUUUCUCGUCCUUAAUGGAUUUAGCCUAUUCUCUCUUCUUGUGUGCCAGUCCUCUUUCGUUAGCACCAGCGCUAGUGACUGUAAAAGGCGCCAAGCUCUCUUCACUGAACUAAAAAAUGUUUGAGCUUC